Messenger RNA from Mus pahari (shrew mouse), 5722 nucleotides. It is a transcript of the gene Dcaf7, whose product is annotated as DDB1 and CUL4 associated factor 7. The record is from RefSeq and is a predicted model, not a curated record. The coding region runs from base 258 to 1286 and encodes 342 amino acids. The transcript has 7 exons. Gene Ontology annotation, cellular component: nucleus. Gene Ontology annotation, molecular function: protein binding. NCBI's taxonomy places the organism in Eukaryota, Metazoa, Chordata, Mammalia, Rodentia, Muridae.
GGCUUCCGUUCCGAGAGGGCGGGCCGGCAUCCCAAACGGAAGGUGGUAGUCGCUGCCCGAGCUGGUUUGAAACUGGUGGUCGGGCCCGGCCGGCCGAGUGUGUGUGUGUGUAGCCGAGGACCCGCUGCAGGGCUAGGCCGCUCUUGACCGCCCCGGCCCCGCCUCCCCUCGGACCCGCGGACCCGAGCCCGGCUCCCCGCCUGUCUUGCGCCCCAGCCCGCUGCCUCUCCGGCCGGCUCUGCGGCCCAGCCGCCACCAUGUCCCUGCACGGCAAACGGAAGGAGAUCUACAAAUAUGAAGCGCCCUGGACUGUGUACGCCAUGAACUGGAGCGUGCGGCCGGACAAGCGCUUUCGCCUGGCCCUGGGCAGCUUCGUGGAGGAGUACAACAACAAGGUUCAGCUUGUUGGUUUGGAUGAGGAGAGUUCAGAGUUUAUUUGCCGAAACACCUUUGACCACCCAUACCCUACCACAAAGCUCAUGUGGAUUCCUGACACGAAAGGCGUCUAUCCAGACCUUCUGGCGACAAGUGGUGACUAUCUCCGCGUGUGGAGGGUCGGUGAAACCGAGACCAGGCUGGAGUGCUUGCUAAAUAACAACAAGAACUCAGACUUCUGUGCUCCCCUGACCUCCUUCGACUGGAACGAGGUGGAUCCUUAUCUUCUAGGUACCUCAAGCAUUGACACAACGUGCACCAUCUGGGGACUAGAGACCGGGCAGGUGCUGGGACGAGUGAAUCUCGUGUCUGGCCAUGUGAAGACCCAGCUAAUUGCCCAUGACAAAGAGGUCUAUGACAUUGCCUUCAGUCGUGCUGGAGGUGGCAGGGACAUGUUUGCCUCUGUGGGCGCUGAUGGUUCUGUGAGAAUGUUUGACCUCCGCCAUCUGGAACAUAGCACCAUCAUUUAUGAAGACCCACAGCACCACCCCCUGCUUCGCCUCUGCUGGAACAAGCAGGACCCUAACUACCUGGCCACCAUGGCCAUGGAUGGGAUGGAGGUGGUGAUUCUGGAUGUUCGAGUUCCCUGCACACCGGUUGCUAGGCUAAACAACCACCGAGCAUGCGUCAAUGGCAUAGCCUGGGCCCCACACUCAUCCUGCCACAUCUGCACUGCAGCGGAUGACCAUCAGGCCCUCAUCUGGGACAUCCAACAGAUGCCUCGGGCCAUUGAGGACCCUAUCUUGGCCUACACAGCUGAGGGAGAGAUCAACAAUGUGCAGUGGGCCUCCACUCAGCCUGACUGGAUCGCUAUCUGCUACAACAACUGCCUGGAGAUACUCCGUGUGUAGUGUUGGUGGCACCUCACGUAUCCGGCAGGGGCUUGUGUGCUUCAGCCUCUGCCUCCUUCCCUCCCCAUGUAAGAAGAACAUGUUUCCAGUGGCCAGUAUGUCUGUUGUUGCUUUACACCCACUGUGUUCAGAAGCUGCUGUAGAAGUCCAGGCCAGUUACCCUGCUGUCUGUGUUGGACUGUGCUGUGUGGCGCCACUGCAGCCCAGGGCUGGGUUUUAAAUUUUCACUCCUUUCCUCUUCUUUGCUUCUUCAAUUAAACGUUUCUGUAUAUUUGUUUGUCAGCUGUUGUGUUCAUAAACAGUACAAGCACUGGCUCUGUCUGUGUCCACCUGCCCAUGUCUGUCUGUCUACUGCUGAGGCAGUCGUCUGUCUCGUGUCCCCAUCUGUGUCGUGCUAGCACUUAAGUGGGAACAAAGGCCAACUUCAGAUUGUCUUUCCUCCUGGCACCAGUGUCUUUUAACCUCAACUUUGUAUGUUUUUUAUCUGUCAGGCUAGUUUUUUUAUGAAAAGAAUUUAACCUUUCUGGUUUCUUGAUUUCACAGGUUUCCCUCUUUGUACCUUCCUCUCUUCCCUCAGUGCCUGCAGGGUACUGGACCCUAAACCCCACGAGCAGUUUGCUUUCCUGAGUCACUGCCUGUGGGGCACAGCCCUGACCCCUGACCGGGAGUUGACAACUGCGCUGGUGCUCUGAAGUCUACUGACUCACCAACCUUUCUCAGCCUGGGUCUCCUGAAGGCCCUCGGAGGCCCCAGGAGACGCAGGAGGCUUCUGUUCCACCCUCAAGUUCCUUUCUCUGGCUUCGCUAAUUGAGUACCCUGUGGGGCUGAGAUAAGCAGUUGACUAGGGGUCAUGAUGAAGGAGAAUCAUUAUUAUAUCACGUUUCCAGUACCUGGUUUCAGAAUCUAUUUUUCCAGUUUCGAACUUGAACGAUAGGCAAGAGAGAUCUCUAAGCUUCUGUGUUUCUGUUUGUUGAGUUUCCUCUCUCUGGUGGGAUACUGGCCCAUCUUUGAAUUGAGUGCUCUGAAUAAGAGACUUCCUGGGAGGUACUGUCUGUGUUUGACCCUGAACAAGAUCUUUGGACUGAGAUAGACACCCUCUCCUCAGUGUAGGUUAUGAGCAGUAUUGGACUUUGUAGGCUGCAGUUGGCCUAGCUGACUUACAGGCCUUGUGUGUCUGUUUCCGUUAUGUGUUUGGGUUCCACAGAGGGGACUAGUAUGUGGUUCUGACUUUAGAUGAGUCCCCGGCAGAGUUGGGAACAUGGUCUAGGAGAGUGUGCCUGGUUUAGAAUCGGCUGAGCUGCUUGCAGGUUUCUUAGACGCUCUGGUAUGAGGAGCAGCAGGCCUGAAAGCUGAUGGGGGGUUUCGGCCAUUCAUGUUGACUCAUUCUUCUGGGAGCAUAGACUCUCUGGCAGGGUCUCUGCUUGUUUCCACAGCUGAUGUAGUUGUAUGCCAAAAGUCUUAGAUUUAGCUUCACUCCGUAGGAGCUUGUCCCAAAGGAAAGGCCUUUUCAGUCCAGGAUUUCUCCUUGGCCUUCCCAGUCUGUCAUUCUGAUUGUGUCUCUGGCUGGCCAAAUGCUCGAGGUUAAUGUUCCUGCACUAACCUGCGGCUUGUCCUGUAUCAGUUUGUGCUUACCUCUGCUCUUUGUGGCAUUUGCCAGCUAGGUACAGACCCCUCAAGGGUAGCAGGCUUGCUGAUGGUUGCUGCUGUAGGAGCCCUCAGUUUCUUCCUGGGCUGAAUCUACAGUAGAAGUCAGGGUGGUCGCAGGGCCUGUGGGGAGCACCUGUACUGGGGAGCGCCUCUGUUCUGGGUGGAGCCUCUGUCUUCUUUUCCUUUAGCUUGGGCUGAAUGAUGGGAUUUGUCAACUAGAACUUGAAAAGUUUUAAAAGGUUAGCAGCAGUUAUUAGAAUACAUUUGUGUGCAGUAUCUGUGCUUUGGAAACCAACCACGUGAUGAUUUUUCCCUCGCUCUGUGGACACUUGUCGACUUUCUUCAGUCUUCCUUUUCUGCUCUCCAAGUGGAUUGGGUAAGACUCUUGCUAUCUCUGUCUCCAAGCACACAUGCGCCCACCGCUGCAGGGCUGUUGGUAUUUGAAGUCUCUCCACCAUAUGCACAGGCGGCCCCUGUAGCCGAGGAAGAGGUUCUGUAGGCAUGAGAUGCAGGACGUCCAUAAGUCUGCUGUCUUCCCUGAAGCACAGCUCUGUUAAAAGUUUCAACGCCAGUCUCUUAAUAUUGCCAGUUCUUAGCCUGACAGUGAGGUGGGUCAGUAUCUCCAUAUCUGUCCUCUGGGCUCCAGGUUCUGGUGUGGCUACAGUGCUAUUUUGACGUGGUUUUGGCAAGCUAAGCUGGAGGCUCUGGCCUGUGUUUUCUGUGUCUGCUGUAUGGGAGGCUGCAUGGUCGGUCAGACUAGCAGAGAGCUGAGCUGGUGAGUGGGUCUGAGGCUUGUGGGCUUGUGCUCUUAAUCUCUCUCCUGGCCUUUGAGGCUAGGGCUUGAGGAGGAGUGACACAAGACAAGUGGGUGGGGACUUCCUAUCAAAAUCAGAAUUAGGUCAGAUAUCUGGUGACAGCCCAGGAAGAAAGGGAAAAAAGGCAGAAUCCUACAGUGUUUUGAUGAUGGUUACAACUAGAAUUUGGUAUUUUAGGGUAGAGGAGAAGGAAAUACUAGAGAACACAGAGAGUCUGAGGGGGGGAAACAUUCAGAUGGUCUGUCUCAUAGCUGUGGAGCACAUCUGUGCCUCAGCCUAGGUUGGCCUUCCUGCAUCAUUAAUGAAGCUUCUGUAUCAUUGGGUACCAGGAAGUACAGUUGGGCGGAGAGACCUUCUGGCAGCAGCGCUGCCAUAGGGAUGUCUGGUGGUUAAAUUCUAGGUAUUGGGUAUCCUGUGACAGUACAUGAUGACACUGUUUGAGACAGGUUCUUUCAUUGUAGACCAGGCUGUUCUUGAACUGAGUGCUGGGAUCACAGGCAUGAGCCACUGCCCCAGCAUCUGUGCUUCUUCCCCAACACAGGCCCUCACAGGCUAGGCGAGUGACCUACCACUGAACCACACCCUCUAGCCCCUUCCUUUUCUUUCCUUUGUCCCUUUCUUAUUACCUUGCUACUGUAGAAUGUUCUCCCUGAUGCACUCUGUGCCCUCGAUUCCUAGGCCAUAAGGAAAUGUAGGAUGGGGGGUGGGGGGAUACCAAACAUGGUAGGCAGUCCAUAACUGCACUCUACUUUCCCCAUUGUGAAAUAGGGCAGGUCCUUUGAUUGCCUGGCUCAGGCUAGAGUACCAUUGCAGUAGAGGCCUCAGGAUGAGGAAGGUGGGGUCUAUUCAGCAUUUGGGUUUCCUGAGAGGAGAGCAGUUACCCUGAGCCAGGAUUUCCCAGCGUUGUCCUCUGCUGUGAGGCAGCAGCUGAGUGUCUCACAUCUCCGAUCUUGUUCACCUCAAGCCGUCUACAUUCUCUCUUUCUCCCAUACUGUCAUUGCUGCUACUGUUCAGAGUCAAGCAUGUGGUGUUACAGAAUGAGCAGGUCUUCUUGGGCUGCUCUCUGGAUGUCACUUUAAAUGUGGAAAUGUGCGGAUGCUUUCUCCAAGAUGCUUAGACUGAUAUGCCAGCCAGAAACAGUAAGCUAAGAGAAGCUUGAACUCCAAAAGAAUGAUGUUGACCGUCUGUGUAACAGCUGGAAAAUGUGCAAGCACCCGCCUCUGAGACGACAGCUCAGGGAAGCCGAGCUGUACACCUGCCUCUGAGACAACAGCUCAGGGGAGCCGAGCUGUACACCCGCCUCUGAGACGACAGCUCAGGGAAGCUGAGCUGUGCUCUCCACCAUUGGAAAGAAAUGUCCUCCCUUGGGCUGACUGUGAUGUACGAUGUGUUGUGGAAAUCGUUGAGCUGACGCUUUUGUCAAAUCUGAGUCCCUUGCUUUGAUCCCGUGUGUGUUAUGAUCCCUGUCAGUGACUUCCCCUGAGUGUGAACUAUAGCAUGAUUGUAUAAACCUCUAUGUAGAAAAUGGAGAUUUCAUGUUCUACAAAAUGUUAAGCUCUAACUGAUCCAUUUCUGUGCUCUUUAUAGCCUCAUGUGUAUGACCUUACUUUCUUAUAUAUUUAAACUUUCCUUCUGUUCUAAAGCUUUUGUGGUAUCCUUUGUUCAGGUGGAGAGGAAGCUGUCCCUUUGCAGAACUGUACUGUAACCAUUUCUCCUUUAUAAAUAUUAUUUUCACAGGGCUGAUUGUAUACAGGGCUUAUAAUAAAAAAAUUAACACUGUGUUGUGAACGAGCUGCGGUUUCUCCAUUGGAGGUGACUUCAAAAGCACCUGAGGGUGGAGUGUCCCUUCUGUGACCUCACUUCCUGGCACGUGACUUCUAACCUCAGUUUUGUCCUGUCUCGGCCCCGUAUAAGAAGUACCAUAUUUUCUGCCCAUCAUACUUUGUAAUAAAACUUGAACAUGUAUAGAUUGAA